AUGUCAUUUGCUGCAUCUUUACCUCUUGUACAGCAAUAUUUUACACGAUAUGGAAUGACAACUCAGUCGAAUUACCGGCGAACACCUUGUGCACUGUAUAUAUUGGCCAUGUCCUUUAGUGGUAUUUGGGGUUUGAAUAUUUCUGCUGUACCUAUCAUUUGGGGACUCGAUCAUCCAAGUCCAUUUCUUUACAAUCAAGUAUCAUGUGGAAUAUUUUUCUAUUUUCGGCAUUCGUUGAAUCAAAUGCUACGCACAUUCUUCGUUCUAGUUUGCGCUGAUCGAUAUGCAUGCUGUAGCGAUCGACCGAAAAUUCGCGCAUUUAGUCAAUACAAAGUGGCAAUCCGUAUCAUUCCCGCGGUUUGGAUCUUCUGGUUUUUAGUACCAAUAUUUCCAACACUGUUGAGAACACUAUCGAACGGUGUGUGCGAUUCGAAACCUGGCGUUUAUGAUAUCAUCUAUACUGUUUACAUCAUAUCGACCACUGGUAUUCUUCCAUUGAUAGGUAUGAUCGUAUUCGGAAUACUGAUGUUUAACUCCUUGAGGAAAAUGCGCCGUCGAGUUCUACCUAACACGGCUUCAGAACCGGGAACAGUGAAUUUUCGAAAACGUGAUCGCGAUAUGAUGAAAAUGUUACUCAUCGAACUCAUUAUCUGUACGAUUACUCUAUCGCCAAAUACAAUCACGCAUAUUUAUAAAUCGGCAACAACAAACGAGGUCAGAACAAAAGAUCGUCAACAAAUCGAAACGUUCUUUUAUUUUCUCAGUCGUUUAUUUCUACUCUAUCUGGCAAAUACCUACUCAUUUUGGGUGUACAUAUUAAUAUCGAAAACAUAUCGCACAGAACUGAAAAAUUUAUUCAUCAAAUGGUAUCGCUAUAUUUGUCAGUAG
Adineta ricciae is the source of this 888-nucleotide messenger RNA. The record is from the annotation of a GenBank genome assembly. Lineage: Eukaryota; Metazoa; Rotifera; Eurotatoria; Adinetida; Adinetidae.